GUUUUCUGGUUGGGAAAUGAAGGCCUGGUUCUUCCUCAACCAAAGCAGCCUGGAUUUUUUAUCGAAAGGAAUUCAAUGGAUUCAACAGAAUCAGCUCAAUUUAUCAGUUAGCUCGUUGUAAUUGGGGUUCCUCAACAGUCUGCAGCAGAUUGGUCUACUGGUUGUGUUAGGAGAACUUCUUUGGAUUGUAACCAAGAUGGUUUUCUUAAAUUUACGGGCAUCAAGAUGCCUGAUUCUAGAAACUCCUGGUUUAAUGAGAGCAUUAACCUUGAAGAAUGUGAGAAAUUAUGCUUAGCUGAUUGCAACUGUACAGCCUACUCAAAUCUUGAUGUUAGAAAUGGGGGAAUUGGAUGCUUACUAUGGUUUGGAGAACUCAUUGAUAUUCGAGAAUUGAGCCAAAAUGAGCAAAACCUGUUUGUGAGAGUUGCUGCUUCAGAAAUAGACAGGAAGCGGAGUAGAAAGAUGUCAGUCCUGAUUGGUGUCAUUUCAGCAGUGGUAGCAACAUUUAUCCUCAGUUUUUUAGCUUGGUUUUCCUUCCAAAGAAGGAAAAGAAGAAUAGGUCCAGCUGUUGAAAAUGAGGACAUGGAGCUUCCAUUGUUUGAUUUAGUUACUGUUACUAGUGCCACUGGGAACUUCUCUGCUAAGAAUGUGAUCGGGAAGGGUGGAUUUGGACCGGUUUACAAGGGUAUCCUACCAAAUGGACAAGAGAUAGCAGUAAAGCGGCUAUCAAAGCAUUCUGGACAAGGCUUUCAAGAGUUAAAAAAUGAAUUUGUUCUCAUUUCCAAGCUGCAACACAGGAACCUUGUUAAGCUUUUGGGCUGCUGCCUUGAAAGAGAAGAAAGGAUGCUAAUCUAUGAGUUUAUGCCCAAUGCUAGCUUGGACUAUUUCAUUUUUGAUCCAAGCAGAAAAACUUCACUUUCAUGGAAGAACCGCUUUGAAAUUGCUAUAGGAAUAUCUCGAGGUCUUCUUUACCUUCACCAGGACUCAAGAUUAAGAAUUAUUCACAGAGAUCUCAAGACCAGCAACAUUUUAUUAGAUACUAACAUGAAUGCCAAAAUUUCUGACUUCGGCCUUGCCAAAAUAUUUGGUGGAGAUCAAGUGGAAGGAGAAACUAAGAUUAUAGUAGGGACAUUUGGAUAUAUGUCCCCGGAGUAUAUUGUUGAUGGCAAGUAUUCAGUAAAAUCAGAUGUAUACAGCAUCGGCGUAAUCAUUCUUGAAAUAGUUAGUGGCAGAAGGAACAGGAAAUUUCAUCAUUUGGAACAUCUUCACAAUCUUUUGGGACAUGCAUGGUUACUUUGGACUGAAGGCAACGCGUUGGAACUGAUGGAUGAAUGUUUGAAAGAAUCAUUUUCAGAAUCUCAAGUGUUGAGAUGCAUCCAGGUCGGUUUGUUAUGCGUCCAAAAACUCCCAGAGGAUAGGCCUAUAAUGGCAUCAGUGGUUUUUUGGUUGGGAAAUGAAGGUCUGGUUCUUCCUCAACCAAAGCAUCCAGGUUUUUUCACAGAGAGGAAUCCAAUGGAAUCUACUGAUGAAGAAUGUCUAAGUAACAACGCGACGACGUUAACAGUUCUUGAGCCAAGAUAGACAAAUAAUCACUAUUGGAUGUUUUGAAAUGUAUUUACUUUGUCUUGUUUGUCAAACAGUACUAGUGUAUAUAUGAUAGAAUAUACUAAAAGAGAUAGUUUAAUGCCAGUGUU
This is a messenger RNA of Solanum verrucosum, 1694 nucleotides long. Its product is annotated as G-type lectin S-receptor-like serine/threonine-protein kinase At4g27290. The transcript is spliced from 8 exons. The coding region runs from base 226 to 1581 and encodes 451 amino acids. Gene Ontology annotation, biological process: protein phosphorylation. Gene Ontology annotation, molecular function: ATP binding; protein serine/threonine kinase activity. The record is from RefSeq and is a predicted model, not a curated record. NCBI's taxonomy places the organism in Eukaryota, Viridiplantae, Streptophyta, Magnoliopsida, Solanales, Solanaceae.